GCUUGCUACUUUUUCAGAAAUCAUUAACUUCCCCUAUAUAUACCCCUUGCUUCAUUCCAAAAUCACUUGUAAAAAAGUAGCAGAUCUUUUCACAUUUGAAAUUUGGAGUCCUUUUCUCUUUCCUUCCUCACUUUGAACAAUGGCUUCCUCGCACUUUCUUCAGCUUCAUGGUUCCGAUGUUUCCGACAGCCUCGAUCGACUGAGUGAGUUGCCCGAUUCCUUAAUCCUUUCGAUUCUUUCGUUGUUGUCAUCGACGAGAGAUGUUGUUAGGACAACCGUUCUCUCCAAACGCUGGAAAGAUCUGUGGACCACCGUCCCCUACCUUGAGCUCGAUGACGAAAAUCCAGAGUUUAUUUGUGGGGUUGUUUCACAAUGGAGAGGUGCCAAGAUUCAGAGAUUCUACCUUUGUUUGUCGCCUCCUCCUACUAGUACCGAUCUUGAUUCGUGGCUGCUUUUUGCGGUGGAGAAACAAUUGGGAGAGCUACAUCUAUAUGCCGAUAUCCCAUACUGCCCACCUCAGAGUUUGUAUUCAUGCUCCUCCAUUACAACACUCCACCUUCAUGAUUGUUCCUUGGAAAUCGAGGGGAGUGUGCAGUUGAAUCAACUCGUGACUUUAUCAGUUCAUCACAUUCGAAAUUCCUCGUGGGUUGAAGCCAUAAACAAACUUCUCUUGGGUGCCCCUCGCUUGGAAAAUAUGAGUUUGAGUGUGCCUGAAAUUAAUGGAAACUUCAACAUCGUAUCUCUCAGUUUGAAGACGCUCAUAAUCGAAGAGGCUGAAAUAAAGGGAGUGCUCGCGAUUUCGGCUCCUAAUCUCUUGACUUUACGAAUUCACGCCUCCAUUUUUAAUGGUGCUAGGUUUUUGUGCCAUGUCCCAUCUUUGACUGAAGCUUGUUUUGUAGCAUGGGGAUUGGGUUCUUCUGCUGUGUAUGAUCCGCCCCUUGAAACGUUUUAUCAACUUUUGAGAAGUAUCUGCCAUGUUAAGAAGGUCGAUUCAUCAUUGUUGAACAUUAAGUUGCUUCUCUCCCUGAAGAAGAAGAAGAAAGAUAUGGUUGUUCGGUUUCCAAAUGCUGAGGUUCUAAAACACACAAGCAUGGGCCGCCAAUACAAUGUUCUUCUUGAUCUCGUUGAUGUUCUUGAUCUUCUUGAGUUGUUUCCAGAGCUGAAGAUGUUAAGUUUUCAUCAAAUACACCAGGAAUAUUUUAAUUCCAUCGCUGAGACGACAUUCCCCAAUUGCUCACUGCUCCAUCUAGAGAGAGUUGAUAUGACUUGGUCUGCACACGACCCCUCAAUAAUUCCAUUUAUACAGAUUCUCCUGCAAAUUUCUCCCUCGCUCGAGAAGAUGGUGUUUCGUCUUAGAAAGUGUAGAGAUAACCUUGAGGAGGUGUUGAUGGUCGAAGAGAAGGUGCGAAGCAUGCCAAGAUCCUCCCCAACUGCUGAGGUUAUUAUAAUCGAUUGUUGAUCAAUAAAUUAAAGCGAGGUUAUUAGG
This is a messenger RNA of Salvia miltiorrhiza (redroot sage), 1486 nucleotides long. Its product is annotated as F-box/LRR-repeat protein At3g26922-like. Bases 140 to 1459 code for a protein of 439 amino acids. The record is from RefSeq and is a predicted model, not a curated record. The transcript is spliced from 3 exons. NCBI's taxonomy places the organism in Eukaryota, Viridiplantae, Streptophyta, Magnoliopsida, Lamiales, Lamiaceae. Gene Ontology annotation, molecular function: protein binding.